Molecule: messenger RNA, 8304 nt
Organism: Leishmania braziliensis MHOM/BR/75/M2904
Lineage: Eukaryota; Euglenozoa; Kinetoplastea; Trypanosomatida; Trypanosomatidae
Exons: 1
Coding region: 1-8304 (2767 amino acids)
Biological process (GO): positive regulation of transcription by RNA polymerase I; maturation of SSU-rRNA from tricistronic rRNA transcript (SSU-rRNA, 5.8S rRNA, LSU-rRNA)
Cellular component (GO): t-UTP complex; small-subunit processome; 90S preribosome
Molecular function (GO): snoRNA binding
Source: RefSeq, a predicted model, not a curated record
AUGACGUCUCAGCUCGCUUCACAGUUGCAGCAACUGCAGCAGCGCCCGGAUGGGAGCGGCCACCGCCUCGCCAAGUCGUUUCUCUUCAGCACCCAGGACGCGCAAAGCUUCUCGCGCGAGCAAAUCCAUCAGCUGGCGCUGAAUGGCUUGCAAACACUGACAGCAAUGGACAAUCGGUUUCACCCCUUCAUCCAAAAUCUCUUCGACGUCAAGCAUGUGCGCCGAGAGCGCUCAAUGCUGACGACAGCGGAGGAUUCAACGCUGCGCCGCCGCCUAGAGCACUUUCUAUCGCUCCUCAGCCCCCAUUUAUUUCUUACUGCGGCGCAGCAGGUGCUCGAGUUCUUGGUGCGUGUUUACGAGGUACACAUCUACGACGCCGCGUCCGUGCUGCGCGCCUUCCUACCGUACCACGAUCACAACAUCUUCGCCCGUGUACUGCUACUACUGGACCUGCGGGACACUGGCUUCGAUUUUCUCGCCACAAACCAGCUUCACGGUGCACCACUACUGCGGGAGCAUCUCGUGCUGGCGUGCGCCGAGAGUCGCAAAGCCGCCAGACUUCUCUGCCUCACGGUCGCCAUGCCGUUCCGAUAUGGGAUUCGUUUUCAUGCUGCUAACGCACUCUUCGCCAGCGUUGUGACACAGUUGGCGACGCACAAGAACGCUGAGGCACUCUGGCGCACGUUUCUGCCGUUUGUGCUCGAGCUGCUUUCUGGGGCCGUUCCUAGCGCAGAGGCUGGCACUGCGGAGUUGGUGGGUGAAGGGCAGAGCGACAGCGCACGCGGCGGGAGUAACCGCGUAUCGACGGAGUCUGUGGCCACUGCCCUCGUCGUUCUAACUUCCUGGUCCGCCCACGUGCGCUUCUCCAGAGCCAUGCUGAUCACCGUGCUGAAGCCAACCUUUCGCUACAUCACAGCAGCGGCCUUCGCAGCGGCUGGCGAGGCUCCUCAUGGCGCCAGCGCAUCCUACCUGCCGGUGCGCGACCUUCUUGCUCUGCUGGAGAUUGUGCUAGCGACGCAGCACCGUGCGCUGGUAGACGUGUCCUUUGCGCCACUCCUUCAGACGCUAUUGGCACUUCCGUGGCGCACCUUAACCUCGCAGCUACCAUUUUCGGAGGCGACAGAGGUGGUGGCAGGCCCCAACGGUGUGCCGACGACGUCGCCGCGCCACAGUGUUCUUCUUGCCACGCUGCUGCAGACUGCGCUGGAGCGCCUGAGCAGCGCCUCGGAGGUCCGCCUGCUUCCCUCUGACGUCGUUGAAUUCCUGACGUGCGCAGCGGAGGACUUACCUCUCUCCAACUCUAUGGUCGCGCGCUACCUGCGCGUGCUCAUGGCCGCAGAGGCUGGCACAAGCCCAGCAGGUGCUGUGCACGACGGAUCGGCACGGGCUGCGGAGGAGGCAGCCGACAAAUCGCUGUACUACCGCCUUGUAGUGGCACUAGAACGGCGCUAUACUAUCGUCUUUGAUGGUGUGCUCUCAGAAGUGUUUCUACACCCCGAGACGACGACGGCAGCCGCCGCAUUUCUCGCCCGCUACUUCAGCGGCACCCGGUACAGCACGGUCGAAGUGGGGAGUGCGCUCUCCGGGGCUACCGAGUCGCUGCCUCUGUUUGCAUGUUUUCUCCACCCCGUGCCGGAGGUGCGCGCACUGGCUGCCAAGACGCUUCAGGGUAUGUCAAUCACGCAGGUUAUGUGUGGCGCCAGUACGACCAGCGACAAUGGCCAGUCUCUCGUAGAUCUGUUGGCGCACGUCAUCGCUUACGAGCACGACUGCACUGCGGCCGAGGUUUUUGUGGCCACCGCUGCAGCGGUGGUGGAGCGGCUCGCGACUCAGUGGUCCGGGGAGAAGGCAAAAGAGGGCGACGAGCUUGGCUGCCGUGCUGCGUGCCAGCUGGUCCGUUCCCUCUACUCCAUGGUGCUGGCGUGGUCGCCUUCGGAAACCUCAGCAGCACCGGGAAGCGCGGCAUCACGGGCGGCGGCGCAGCGCCGCGUGGUGCUGCCGCUCGUGACAACUUUUCUGCAGCCGGCCCUACUGAUGUGGACGAGAAGUGCCAGCGCCACGACCUCGGCUGCACAGGACUUCCGCACCUCAGUGCUCUACCAUGCGACUCUUCUGUAUGCACAGUGGGCAGGGGCGUCUUUGGCAUCCAUGCAGACACCGGGCGAAGAUGUUGCCCUGGUUGCGCAGGUGGAGAGUGAGCUGGUGACAGCGCUGGAGGCCGGCUGCGGAGGCCCAAGGGCUCUCGCUCCGCUUCUCCGCACCGGAUCUGUAUCUGCCAAGAGGCAGGGUAAGACGACUGCGAGGAACAGCAGUAGCGGCAAGAUGGAGUGGCAGCGGGUUGGCCGCCGCGGUGUCGCCGCAGCCAAGUCUGACUCAGACGUCGAAGAGGAGCAACAGCAAUCGCAGGCAGGUGGUGGUGACUGUAAUGACUCCAGCACUAUCAGGGCACGUACGGUGUGUUUCUCGAACAUCCUUGAGUGCGAUGUCUUACUUAACGCCAUCCGCACCGAGGCGCAGCGGCGCCUGCCCGAUGCCUUCGCCGCCGCGCGCACAGCGGUGUGUGAGGCCUCUGCAGUUCUCUCCAGCGCUGCAUCUGGGGAGGUAGAGGUCGGGAUCGCCCUCGCUGGUGCACUUCUGCCAACGGUUGGAGAAGGAGUGCCCACCGAAGCACUCGAGACGGUGUCUGCCAUCGUGAAUUUCUUGCAUGGCAGCGAUGCAGCAGACGAGACCGCCAUGGUUAGCAGCGCCACCACCGCUGCAGCUGCCGUGGGGUAUCUAGAGGUGGCUUAUGCAGCUUUGCUGGCCAACGGCAGCGGACGACGUGUCGCUCAGGUGGGCCGUGGAGCGGUGGACGUAGCCACAGUAGCGCGUGAGCAGCUGUACCAAGUCCCUCUCGUGGCACAGAUUGGAGCUGUACUGCGCGCGGCGCUCACGCGAGUGCUGGCUACUGCAGCUACGGUAGCCGUAGCUUCCGAAAGCUCCUCAGCGUCGCUCGUGCUUCGGCUUUGCCAAGGUCUCGGUUUCGUCGGUGCUGCACUGCCAAGUAUCGUGGCGCAGCCAGACACGUUGGCACCGGCGUACCUCGAAUUGACCAAAAACAUGACUGCCGUGACGCUAGCUGCAGAGGCGAGAAGCAGUACUGCUGCCGCGUUACGCCAGGUCGACUGGUACGCGCUUGUAGCGGACGCUGUGUUUGGCCCCGCAGAGGAGGCCGACCACGACUCGUGUGUGAGGCCAAAUACCCUCGCUGCCCUCGCACUCGUGCUCUUCCUCCCGCUCCGCGCCUCGUCUACGCAGCGCCUGAUACAGCUGCGCGCGCUGCAGGAAUCGGUGGUCACGACCGGCGCACGGCACGGCAGCACCCGCGGAGGCGCGAGUCGACUGACGGGAGCGCAAGUGAUUCUUGCCGCCGCCAUGCAGCCGCAGCCCCAGAAAGGUACGUCCUCAUCCACCUCGUCGUCGACGUGCUCCGUAACGGCGCUGAGCUGCCUGAUUGAGUGCAUGGCUGUGGAGGAGCGCCAGUAUCAGCUCUCCCCCAGCGCCGCUGCGCUCGUCUGCUUGCUGCUGGCGAUACACAACGGCACAGACGUCAGCGCGCAGGCGUACGUCGUGCCAGCUGAGUGGGCGCAUCGCAUCAUUCGCUACUUCUUCCGCAGCCAUAACAGCCAUGGCGGUGAGCGUGCGCGUACCGGCUCUUCCUCUGCGGUGGCGGCGUCGUCGUCUCCUGUCAUGACACCACAGCAGGUCUCCCUGAUCAAGGCCAUGUUGCCACGUGUUGAGGGAAUUCUUGCCAGCGCUAAGGGCGCUGAUGCAUCUUCGUCCUCGCUCUGUAUCGUCACCGCGGACGCGGCCGACUUAGUCGACGCCGUUUGUGGCUGCCUGCAUAUCUGGGGAGAGGCGAGCACGAAGGACGACGCCGUCGCCGGCAAUGCCUCUGUGAGGCUGGUUGAGCUGCUGUUGAGGCAUCCAUACACACACGUGCACGGUGGCGGCACUCGGCCCGUGUACCGCUACGCGUUGGCUGCCUUGACUGUCGGGCUGAGCUACGGAUUGAAGGGCCGCCAGCCGACUCAGUCGAACAUCUUCAAGGUAGGGAAGUCGGUCUCCACGGCAGCAUCUCGCAAAGGUGAAUACGCAAUCUCAGCUGAGUACCAGCGACUGGUGGCCGCGCGGCUGCAGCCGGUAGUCCUGCAUGCGAUGGACGUCAUUGGGACUGAUGUAGGCCUGGCGUGUAUGGGAACGCUGGGCGGGUACGAGUAUUUCUUCCUGCCUCUCGUUGCCUCCGUCGAGAGCGCGGCGGCCACCGUGGGUGGGCGUCAGCCGGUGUUGUCUAAGGCAGAGGUUGCCCAUGGCCGCACAUCGCCGGUGAUAGGCACUGACCACGAGACCGCAAGUGAGGCUGCUGUCGUGCUGCUAAAGCGUCUGCGCGAGAUGCUCGAGACCCUGGUGCCAUCGACCGCUGCAGCUGUUAGCGAGACACCAUCGGCAAAACAUAAGGGAAUCGUCGAUUGUGCAGCGGAGGGGGAGGAGGGCUCUGCAUCCACUUCGGCAGUGUGCUGGCGACCACCGGCGUCCGCAGCCGUUGCAAACCCUCUCACUUUCGCAGACGCACGGCGUGUACUGCGCCUCCCAUCUGUGUGCGGUGCUGCUGCCGAAGGCACCGGCAGGUGGACUCUAGGUGCCUUGAGUCACGAGAGCCUGGGCCUCCUCCGCACUCUGCUUCGUGUGAUGCCUACAGUCGUUAUGGACGACGAGGAUGACAGCGAGAGCGUCUACGCGUUGGUGAUGGAGUGCCUGGAGCUGUACCCGCUUCAAGGGAUGGAGGUGUUGCUGCGUCGCGCUGCUUCGUCGGCCGUCGCGGAUGACGUGGCGAUGCUGCCGCGCAUCCAGCAGCUGCGUCUCGGUGCUCGUGGCUCGGUGCAAGUCGAAGAGGUGCUGCGGCUUGUAGAAACCCUCGUGCAGGUGUGCACGGAUCAGACUCGACUGCUGUCGGAGAAGGUGACAGACGGCGCCCAUCGCAUCAAGAGCCUUCUGCUGCGCGAGAUGAUGGUGCUGAUGGCGCGUGUACUCGUCGAUGACAACGCGGAGGACGAUGGUGCUGAGAAGGAUGAGGAGGCAUCUGCUACUUCCCCGAAGCGUGCGGCGGUCGAUGCGAACGCGGCAGAGCGGCGCCAAAGUGAACUGCACUUCCAUGUGGACACCAUUGCUGGUCUCCUGCGGGCGACAGCACCCCUUUUGAAGAUGCCGACCGGUGCAGCUGCGGCGGCAGCGACUGCCUGCACAAGCGUGGCGAAAAGCAGCACAUACCUGCACAUCCCGCUCGUUUCGCUCCUCAUAAAGCUGGAGCCGUUCGACAACACAGAGGCGCUCGGAUUCCGCAGCGCUCGAGAGGUGUGCCAGGAAAUCUUGGCAAGCUUUGGGAUACACACGCAAGUGCAGUGCUUGGGUCAGUUGAUGCGCCUUGUUGCCGACCCGGUGAUGCAGCUCCGCUCCGGCGUCAACGCAGAAGGGGAUGGCGGUGCGGUGAAUGGCGAGGAGCACCAGCGAAUGCAGCACCUCCUCCGUCGAAUGGUGAAACCAAAUCAGGUCAUCAACCGACAGGAGACGAUCAUGCAUCUCGUCAACCUGACGAUCAAGUCUGACCUCUUCCUGGAGCCAUUCCUCGCCUUGCAGCUCCACGCCCGCUCCAGCCAACCGAGCCGCGCUGCAAAGAAGCGACUCCAGCAGCAGCAGCAGCAGAGCAAGCAAAAGAGCCCCAGGAUCGAUGGAGAGAAUGAGAAAGAGAGCGACACCGACGGGGACGUUGUGGAGCAGGCUGAGGGCGCGGCGCAGCGCGAGGACGGUGGCUGUAUGGAGCUGCUCGUAAGCGCGCUGGAGCUCUUCGCGCAUUACCACGACCUGCACGAGACGACGCGCCGCAGCGCCGCAUCGGUGGCAGCGGGGGCGGCAGAGGAGGAGGCAUACACAUCCUUGCUGGAGCUGCUUGCAGGCAACACCCUCGCCUGCGUCCUGGCCGGCAUCAAUGAGCCGACGUUUGUGGUUUGCCAGCAGCGGCUGCUCGAGGACAGGCGCGUGGCACUGCGCAAGAUCGGUCUGGAGGUGCUGCUGGAUCGCCUGCAUCACUCCUUGCCGACGCUGGAGAAUGUCGUGUCUGAUGAAGAGGUGGAGGAGCAUCGCCGUCGUCUGCGCGACCCGCGGCAGCGCCUUUCUCUGGUCGAUCUGGUGCGCAUCAAGGCCCGCCCUCUCACGACAAAGCGGUCCAUCCAGCUCUUCCCGCUGCUAGUAGCAGAGAUCAAGACCAGCCUGGCUCAAUUCCACGCGACACUGCAGUCUGCUAGCACCGCCGGCGAGCUGCUCACCAGGGUGCAGCUCGGCGUUGCGGCAGUGGAGGAGCUCAUCCGCAUUGUCAGCAGUGGUGGCAGCCUGCAGUCGGAAAAGACUUUACUCAACGCAAGCCGCAGCAAGCGUGUGACGGGGGCAGCGCUUGUGAAGCUGUUUGGCAACCGCAGCCGCGUCACCGAGGUCCACGAGCUGGUUGACCUGAUCUGCAAUCACUGGAUGCCGUUGCUAACACGCUGCGAAAUGCGACUGCGCUCUCGUACCGGACAACCCGGCGCGGACGGCAGCUCAUACUACUCGACUACUGCGUCCUACUCGAGUGCUGAAGAGAGCGUGCUGGGCUGCAUGACGUGCCUCGUCACGGCGCUGGCGACGAUCGUGCAGGUAAUGGGGACGGCCUUCGCAUCGACGCACUGCCUCAGUUUCCUGCACACGCUUGUGUCCGCCGGUGUGUACCAGGUUGUGGAGAUGCCCGGCGUCGUGUCUUGCGGCGAGGCUGGGAAGCUGCUUCGCCACAGUACCCUCUCCUCGUUGAUUCGCUGCCUCCCUGCAUGCUGGCAGAUGACCCAGCCCUACCUGCCCUCCAUGCUCUUCCUCGCGACGCACCUGAGGAACGUGACAGACGCGGAGUCGCACUAUUUAUGCGCUGAGAUGCUGGCGGUGCUGGAGGCUGUGAUGGAGCCACAGUUGCUGCUGGACGCCGGCACAACAUGUCUGCAGGGCCUCCCGUACCUCAACGGGGCGCUUGUUCCAGCAUCUGAGCAGCAUCAGUUGGCAGACCUUGCUGCCGAGGCAGCUGCAUCGGUCAGCGAGUCAGGGAAAGCGAAGAAGGGCACCAUGCGUGUGAGGCAGAUCCGGGCCCAGGUGCACACACACUCCUUCUCCCUCCUCUUUACCUGCUUCGAGCGCCGCGUCGAGAACAUGCGCAAAGAGGAACUGCUGCACAUGCGCAUGCUCAUGGACGGUGCGACCCCUCAGCAGAAUUUCUGGCUAGCCGCUUUCCAGUCCCUCGCGAGCGCGCCGUCCGUACCGUCGAGCGAGGCGGUGAUGCCAGUGCUGCAGGCCUUCACUGUUUUCGUGCUCAAGUUCCAGGCGAAGCACAGCUCCCGGCUGCUGCGCAUUGUGGCGGACUGGGCUUUUGCGGAGUCGAGUGGCGUCGUGACUGGCGCAUCGCGAAAGCGUGCAGUCGGUCCUGGCGACCCCGACAGCAACGCGGCUGAGGAGGAACACAAUGGCCGCGGCCACGAUGGCGUGGCGCAGUCGAUCUCGCGCGUGACACUGCAGUCCUGGAUCGUCUUUUUUGCCCUCAGCAACCACUUGCUCGGCAAGCUGGGCUCCAUCCUUGACUUCGCCUUCCCCAUCUUCCUCCCCCACACAGUCACUGCUCUGCGGAUGUACUGCGCGACGACGGCAACGGCAUCCAAGGUGAUGGACUCGCUUGUGGCGUUGGUGCUGGAGGGCGCGCUGGAGUGCAUGCGCAACAUGGCACUGGCCCAGACGCCAGGGCCCGAUCACGACUACAGCAUCCAGCUCGACGUGUACUUUGCGAAGGCAGAUGUCUUCCCGAGUGUGAUGCCGGCGUUGGUGCAUCAGCUGCACAAUCUGCACUAUCUGGAGGACAGUCAGCGCGACUACCGCUUUCGCGCAGAGCACAACGUCAUUCCGGCCAUCCGCGCCUUCAUGGCUUGCCUUGGAUCUAGCAAGCUCCAGAGCAAGACCCAGGCCGAGGUGGUACGUGACCUGCGUCACCCCAGCCGCCACGUACGGCGUGAGGCACUCAUCUGUCUCGACGGCAUCUACGCAGACGGUGGUGACGAAUUGGCGUCGCGGCUUAUGGCGGAGAUGCUACCGACUGUCAUCGAGCUCACCGAGGACCGUGACGACGCCGUGGUUGAGGAGGCACGUAAGCUCUGCAACGACCUUUCGCACAUGACUGGGCAAGAUGUUCUGUAUGCGAUGAGCUGA